This is a messenger RNA of Tremella mesenterica DSM 1558, 459 nucleotides long. RefSeq lists its product as uncharacterized. Lineage: Eukaryota; Fungi; Basidiomycota; Tremellomycetes; Tremellales; Tremellaceae. Bases 1 to 459 code for a protein of 152 amino acids. The record is from RefSeq and is a predicted model, not a curated record. Gene Ontology annotation, biological process: protein K63-linked ubiquitination; DNA damage tolerance. The transcript is spliced from 6 exons. Gene Ontology annotation, cellular component: nucleus.
AUGGCCAAGGUGCCUCGUAGUUUCAGACUCUUGUCAGAGCUGGAACAUGGUGAAAAAGGUAUAGGAGAUGGUUCAUGUUCCUAUGGUCUCAAAGACGGCGAUGACUUGGCUAUGUACGAAUGGAACGGUACUAUUCUAGGUCCCCCUCAUUCCUCAUACGAAAAUCGGAUCUUCUCUUUAUCCAUUUACUGUGGAGAUAAGUACCCAGACUUGCCACCGUUGGUCAAGUUCGAGUCGAAAGUCAACUUACCAUGUGUAGACCAGCAAAAUGGGUUGGUCGACCUUUCUCGUAUCCCGUCGUUGGCAAAUUGGAAACGAGAUUUUACUCUCGAAACUAUUCUUGUGGAGUUGAGAAGGGAUAUGGCUUCCCCUGUCAAUCGUAAGAACCCUCAACCGCUUGAAGGUGCCGAAUAUCCCCCUGCAGACCUCCAAACGCUGGCCAAGAACCGUAAGGUCUGA